Messenger RNA from Prunus avium (sweet cherry), 680 nucleotides. Lineage: Eukaryota; Viridiplantae; Streptophyta; Magnoliopsida; Rosales; Rosaceae. The record is from RefSeq and is a predicted model, not a curated record.
AUGGAUGCAGAUAAAAAUAGGAAAUAUGGAGAAGCUGAAUGGUACUUUUUCACUCCGAGGGACCGGAAGUAUAAAAAUGGUAGUCGUCCAAAGAGAGCAGCUGGUGAUGGAUACUGGAAGGCCACUGGAGCUGACAAAGCAGUUAGGUCUAAUGGUGCUCUUGUUGGAUUCAGAAAGGCUCUUGAGUUUCGAGUCAAGGAUUCUCCCGUUCGAAGAAAAAAUGGAGAGAAUGACAUGAGGUUGGAUAAUUGGGUACUCUGUAGAAUUUAUAAGAAAGUUGAUAAGAACAGCAAAAGAUGUGAAACUCGAAAUCAUGUCGAGGAUUCUCUAUCCCCGCAGCCCCAGAUUAUAAAUGGGGAAGGUAUGGAGAUGGAGAUGGAGAUGAGCACCCUUUUUGAUCCUGUGGUGGAGUAUGACAACAAAUACUCAAUCAUGCAAAAUGUUUAUGGUGUAUCACAUAAUGGCAUGGUUCAUAGCCAAUUGCAAGCAGUCCCCAUGAAUGAAGUGCCCAGUUAUCUAAAUAUUGGGCACCCACAAGCAAUUAGUGCUAGAGCUUCAUCCAUGCCAUUGUUGCUUGACAGUCUGCUCGAGUCUAGAUACAUUGAUGAAUCAACUAUCCAUCCAAACGAUUUGUACAACUUGAAGGCAUUUGAAAGAAGUCUCUACGAUACUUACCAAAG